Vicia faba (fava bean) is the source of this 402-nucleotide messenger RNA. Lineage: Eukaryota; Viridiplantae; Streptophyta; Magnoliopsida; Fabales; Fabaceae. The record is from the annotation of a GenBank genome assembly.
AUGAAUCAACUCCGCCAAUUUCUCUUAACUCAUGAUUUGCGCAGCCUGUAUCAUAUGGUUAUCCUUGCAUAUGAUGCUGAAAGCGAAAAAAAUCUUGACCUAGAAAAACAAAUUGGAAAGGAUAUAACUUUUGAUCUUGUGGCCCUUGACAAGGUGAAAAGUUUCCAUGUUACAAAGGUUACAUCAUUUAAUUAUUUUAAGAUUGGACAGUUGAUAGCGAGAAUCAGUGGAGAAUUUAAAUUUGAAUACGAAGCCGAAAUUAUCACUGUUUCUGGAAGUGGAACGUGGGCUGAGCUUUGUCGAGUAUCUUGUGGAAGUAAAACUUCAAAUCUUUCACUUCACCAAGAAAAUUUUUGGUUGCUACAUGUUGGUCUUUAUAGAAAAUCCACAAGAGUGGUUUAA